UUCUUCUUCUUCUUCUUCAGACCCGCUAGCUCCUUACCGGAAGCACUUGAAGCGUUGAUUUUUUCACAGAACGUCUCCGAAUUUGCCGGAGGUGUGCAUGCAUAUCAAGCGAUCGUUUCUUUCUUGCCGCAAGUCACUACGGUAGAUCGUUGAGCUCUUCCUCGGUAGUCACUGAACAACGCCAUUUGUUGCUAACUCAGCAUCAGUGAGCCGCAUGCGCCGAGGAGGGCGUUUCCAAUGCGGCGCGCGCGCAUUUUGUCUCGUAAACCUGGUCCACGAACGAGACUAAGCCAGGACUGGAUGCCUUCAGAGAAAACUACUCUCAUCCUUCGGUGCCUUCUUGAAGAAUUUCCAGGAAGAGAAGCUGGAACAGCAGAAGUGCUUCCAGCUGUUACCGUUGGAGCUCCAACUAUAGGGACACAUUCGUUUAUUUUAUGCAAUGGGUAUCCAGGAGAUGUUCUAGUAUUAUUGUGAACUUGUGAUUGUAGCAUACUUGAUUUUAUUAAUGUUGAUGAUGAUGGUAUGCUCGAAUUAGUGAGAGUCUGCCAAACAGAUGCCUGAAUGAGGUUGCCACCAG
Messenger RNA from Geodia barretti, 577 nucleotides. NCBI's taxonomy places the organism in Eukaryota, Metazoa, Porifera, Demospongiae, Tetractinellida, Geodiidae. The record is from the annotation of a GenBank genome assembly.